UUACAGUGAGCGCCAGGAUGGCAACAUUAAAAAAAAUCUAAUGGAACAACUGAGACGGGAAAACGCUGUGAGGUUUUUACGACGUGCGAAUAGCAAGCCAUAGAAAUAACCUCGACAGGAAAAAAAAAAGAAAAAAGAGAGAGAAAAUCAAAAUGCGAGGCAGCGCGAAGGCAUCCGGGGGUCAAGUUCACGCGGCAGCGGAUGCGCGCCGGCUCCAGGAGCAGCUGGCCGGCUGGAUGAAGUGAGACUCGGCGCGCAGCGGCAGCAGCGUGCCACGGCGCGGCCACGCAUUUCGGAUCGGACCUCGGUGGGAAUCAUUUCUGGGGACAAAACAACUCGGCCACCUCGUCCCUCCCCCCUCCCCCUCUCACGGCACAUCAAUGAGGAAUGUGACUGUGUCUGUCUCUGUCCAGACGGGCUUGAUGAAGCCCUCGGCGGUGUCAUGCGUCUUGCCCCGCAGCCAGCAAGCGCGCAACCCCUGCAGCUCGUAGUGUUCCUCGCGCUCCUCCUGGGCGCCGGGGUCGUGCCGUCCCCGGUCAUCUCCGCCGGCUGCCCGGACAGGUGCGUGUGCGACGACCAGCUGGUGGUCCAGUGCGCCGGGCAGCACCUGGUCGCCUUCCCGGCCGACCUGCCGCUGGCCACGCGGCAGCUCAUCAUCUCCAACAACCGCAUCGCGGAGCUGCCGCCGCUGGCGCUCAACUACCUAUCCGACCUGGUCUACCUGGACUGCAGCAACAACUCCCUGACCGAGGUGUCCGAGUCCACCUUCGGGAACCUGCGCAAGCUGGCCUACCUGGACCUCUCCUUCAACACCUUGCGCCGGAUCGAGGACCGGACGUUCGGGCCGCUGGCCAGCCUGGUGAUGCUGAGGAUGACGGACAACCCGGGGCUCUCCGACAUCCACCCGGACGCCUUUUCGGAGAACGAGGCGCUGCAGGUGCUCGACGUGAGCCGGAACAACCUGACGGCGCUCAACAUCACGUCGCUGCUCGCGCUGGCCGCCCUGCGCUCCGUGGGGCUCGGCGGGAACCCGUGGAGCUGCCAGUGCGACAACGAGGACCUCUGCCUGUGGGUCCACCUGGAGACCUUCAAGUUCCAAGAUGAGGGCCGGACAGUGUGUGGUUCACCGGCUGACAUGCAAGGUCGGCGUCUGAGUGAGGUGGGCAUCCAGCUGCGGACGUUAUGUCACCAGACACUGGACUCCUGGGACUACUUUUUCUUCGUUGUCAUCGGCUUCGUCAUCUUCGCCGCCGGGACGGUGUCGGCGUGGCUGAUGGGCGUCGUCAUGGUGCUGUACGAGCGCUACAUCAAGAAGAAGGACGAUCAGCUCGAACUGGAGAACGAGGAGGAAGGUAUUGAGACGGUUGGUGCAUCCAGAGGCAGAACAGAGCGGGGCAACAGGAGCUUAAAAACGUCACAUACUGUUUGAAAGAAUCCGUCCACCAUGGAUUCUCGCAGUGCCUCCUGUAACUCUCCUCUACAGCUGUCUGUGAAGUCUGACAUUAAAUGAAAUCUGAGUCUUGGCUUGCAAACAGAAAAUGGAUAAGGAAUGUGUUUCUAAUCAUUUGUAGGGCGCUUUCCGGGGAUGAAACAGGUUUUUUUUUUCUUUUUUAAGUCUCCAUGCUGGAGGUCCCCAUAGCUGGGUGAUACAUAAACCAUAUAUGCAAAUGUAUGAAUCUGUAUGUUGUAUAAUUCUGUGUUGUGUUUGAGUGGAUUUGUUGAGCAGAAAGGAAGUGAGUUGGUAAAACUGGUAUUAAUAGACCAGUUUGGUGUUUCUAUAAGGCAUCCAGCUUAUUUCAGCUUAUUUUAUAUUUCAGACUUUUGGCCUCUAAAGUAUUCUGAACUAGUUUUACAUUACUGUUUUUUUUAAUGAUGCUAAGCGUUUUUGUAUCUUCAAUAAUCUCCUAUAUCUUUAAGGAAUCUUCUGUUUCCAAAAGGCACAGUCUGACUUGAAAGGACUGUAUAACGGGAUAGUUCAGGAUGUUUGGAUUGAGUUUAGGCUGAAACGUUAUCAGCAAUUUAUAUCUUUGCGUCUUCAUUUCACAUCAGUCCAGAUUAGCUGGUUUUGUCGUUAGCUAGUUGAUGCUACCAACAAUCCAGAAUAGGCCCAAGGCUCAAAUAGACUUUUACAGACCGAAAACAACUCCCAAUUUCAAAACGUCAUAUCAGUUUAUGAACAAAUUUCUGCUUUAGAAGAAACACAGGAAAUGGUGACCAGAGGCAGCGCAUCCCUGAUUAUCUUCCUGCGUGAAACGCGAUGAGACUAGAUCAACAAAGUGUUUGAGGUCAGAUUAACAGUCAGAAAGGAAAGAAAUGCAGUGUAAAAGUCAUACAGUGGCAUUUAGUCAAGCUGCUUUAUUAUGCUACAUAAUAUAAUGUUACUAUCUGCCAUUUUCAUAGCUUUACCUUCACAGUUAUGAUUUGUAAUUGUUUCAAACAGUAAAAAUCCAGUAUGAAACUAGGUAGCUGUGCUACCUAGUCCCCUUGUCUUCAUCUCUAACUUAUUAUUGCAACUUUGGGUAUAAAAAACAAACAUUAUGGCUUAAGUCAUUUUUAAUUAAUAGACGUUUACGUAAUUACUUUUAUGUAAAAAUUGCCAUUUGAAACUUAUUACAUUUGAGAAGGAAGAUUAUUAGUGAAUUAUUAUUUCACUAAUAGAUUAUUAUUAGCACCGCCUCCAACCUCCAUAUCUGCUGAAAUAGUCACAGGUUUGUCUGUAAAUAUUCAUCCAUUCAAACCUGAAAAUGGUGUAAAAGGUUAUAAGAUAAAUUUCAGGUAAACAUGACAAUUUUCAGAUUGGAGUUUAGGAUUAUGUGGUCGUGGCGGCUCUCAGAUUUAGCCAUAUAGCUUCGAAAUCUGGUCCAACAAAUCUGGAUUUUAAUCAGUUGAAGACGUCGAGACGUACUGAGUCUAUACUGCAGGUAAGACAUUAGCUGCUGAUAAUGUUCUUUUAGUAUCUCACGUCAAAAGUCCUGAACGAUCAUUUUCGUUUGAUUUGAUGUAAAAGCCUGGAAGGUUGUUGGUGAUGCAUGAAAGACAGGAAGAGAAGCCUACCAAUGAAAUCUUUGAAUAUGGACUUCCAUAUGAGGAACUUUACAUACUUCAGUCUCUGCACGUUGUAACUUUUUACAUAGUCUAAAGGCAAUACAAGUAACUGUGAUGGGAAGCACUGAAAGGUUUAGUUCCCCCGGAGGUGACACACACGCUAAUAACCUAUGUUUUGGUCUGUCUGCAAACAUGUUUGAUACCACAAAAUUUACUCUGAUUAGCAUAAUGCGAGUUGUAAAGUUUUAAUAAAAAGUAAAGGUCUUUUUUAUAUAUAUACUGAAA
Molecule: messenger RNA, 3330 nt
Organism: Xiphophorus couchianus (Monterrey platyfish)
Lineage: Eukaryota; Metazoa; Chordata; Actinopteri; Cyprinodontiformes; Poeciliidae
Product: leucine-rich repeat-containing protein 52-like
Exons: 2
Coding region: 443-1429 (328 amino acids)
Cellular component (GO): voltage-gated potassium channel complex
Molecular function (GO): transmembrane transporter binding; voltage-gated potassium channel activity; potassium channel activator activity
Source: RefSeq, a predicted model, not a curated record